Messenger RNA from Cokeromyces recurvatus, 882 nucleotides. Its product is annotated as Sodium:dicarboxylate symporter family-domain-containing protein. The transcript is spliced from 4 exons. Gene Ontology annotation, cellular component: membrane. Lineage: Eukaryota; Fungi; Mucoromycota; Mucoromycetes; Mucorales; Mucoraceae. Gene Ontology annotation, molecular function: symporter activity. The coding region runs from base 322 to 798 and encodes 158 amino acids. The record is from RefSeq and is a predicted model, not a curated record.
UGUUGGAUUAGUUAUGAACUAUGCACCUAUUGGAGUAGGCGCUGCAUUGGCUGCUACCGUUGGAGCGAAUGGUAUUGGUGUCUUGGCUAAUCUUGGUAAACUCAUUGGUUGUGUCUAUGCUUCGUUAGUUAUAUUCUUAAUUAUUGUCUUAAUCCCUAUCAUGUUUCUUGCCAAAAUUCCUGUUCUACCAUUUUUUAAAACCAUAGCACAGCCUUGGCUAUUGGCUUUUAGUUCUGCAUCAAGUGAAUCAGCUCUUCCUAUGGCAUUUGAACGUAUGCGUGCAUUUGGUUGCACAAACUCACUUACAGGCUUUGUUAUUCCAUGGUAAAUGGUUAUUCUUUCAAUCUAGAUGGAACUACCCUGUAUCUUUCCUUAGCUACCAUCUUUUCUGCUCAAGCAGCUGGUUUAAGUUUACCUGUGAGUACACAAUUAUCUAUUAUGGGAACUUUAAUGUUAUCAUCUAAAGGUGUUGCAGCAAUUCCACGUGCGUCGUUAGUUGUGUUAUCAGGCACAUUAGCUCAAUAUGAUAUUCCACUUGAAGCUGUGUUGAUGAUUAUGGGUGUUGAUGCGAUUAUGGAUAUGGCACGUACCUCAUUAAAUGUUCUUGGUAAUUGUCUAGGCUGUUGUGUAAUGGCUCGUAUUGAAGGCUCUUUUCGAGGUGAAGAAUGGAGGGAAGAAGAAGAAGAUCGUCGUUAUAAAAAAUGGCUUGAUGAGCAACAAAAAGCAGGUGUCCUGGAUGUUUCUAAUAACCAAAAAAAAGAGGAUAGCGACUCGCUUUCAAACGUUGUUGUCCAUUAAAAUGAGAAAUCAUUUUUUAUAUGAAAAGAAGAAGCAGUAUAUAAUUACUUAUAAGAAAUACAUUAUAAAAAAAAUAUUUUUUUU